This is a messenger RNA of Tetranychus urticae (two-spotted spider mite), 1861 nucleotides long. RefSeq names its product kelch-like protein 6. Gene Ontology annotation, molecular function: protein binding. Lineage: Eukaryota; Metazoa; Arthropoda; Arachnida; Trombidiformes; Tetranychidae. The record is from RefSeq and is a predicted model, not a curated record.
UAGCAAUACAGUAAAUUCACACUUAUUUUGACCAAAAAAACAGCGCCGUCUAUUAUACUGCCAAUAGUAAGACGAGAGUACUAUUUAAGUUAUCCAAGCACUGUUUAUCCUAGGGCUAAAGCUCUGAUACCAAUAGAUGGCUCUGAUUUUUUGGUCAAAAUAAGUGUGAAUUUACUGUAGUGUUAAGAUUUUGACCAAUUAUACUCAUUCAAUGUUGAAAACUUCAUUGUUAAAGAAAAAAAUCCCUUUGUGUGGUUUUCGCUGAACUUGAUAAUCAUGGAAUCAGAAGAUCAAGAAUUAAUAAUUGUCAACAGGAAAUGCGAAUAUAAUGUUUCUAAAAAGUUAAUUUGUUCAUCUGUGCCUUAUUUUGAGAAAAUGUUUUGUUGUGGUCUAUUGGAAUCAAAAGGUAACAAAGUGGUGCUAGAUUUUGAUGAAAAAGUCUUUGAUGCUAUACUCGAUUGGAUUCAUUCGGAGUCUUUCGCUAUUCAAAUGGAUAAUGUGAUCAGUUUUUAUGAAGCAGCUGAUUAUUUGAUGAUAGACGAAAGUUUGUUUCAACCUUGUUUUUCUUAUUUUCAUGAAAAUUUCACCAUUGAACAUCUUCCAGUGGUUUUACCUCAAGUUACAAAAGUGUCCAAAUUGGUUAAUUCAGAAUCUAUUGAAAGAUUUAUUUGUCGCCAUUUCUUGAUGAUAGUCAAUACUAAAACUUUCCUGGAAUACCCUGUGGAAAUUAUUGAAGCUAUUCUCAAAUUGGAUCUGAUGGUUCACUCUGAAUAUCAAAUAUUUGAAUCGAUCAUGGAAUGGGUGAAUAAAAAGGCUGAUUAUCGAAAGGAAUUUCUUCCAAAGUUACUGGACUGUGUGCGUUGGUCUUUUAUGGGUCUUGAUGAUUUAUCUAAGGUGAAGGAUAAUGAGUUGAUUAAGAUUUUGCCUAAUUUUGAUUCAAUCAUUACCUCUAAUGCUGAUUGUGAAUUCAACCGUAGUCGCCAAAACUUCUUCAUUUCAAUUCAGGAAAUAGAUGGUGCAGUUUUGCGGAUAAAAACUUUUGACAAUGAAUUUUUCUGUUUAUCAAUCGGCGAUUUUACGCGUGAUGAUACUAUGCCACUUGAAUAUUUUUCUGGAGAACACACGUCAGAUAUUUUAUUCGACUCUGGAACUAAAGGAAUCAGAAUUGACUGGGUUAAAAAAACAUUUCGAUGGCUUAACUUUGAAGUUAAGGGUAAAACUUACUAUAGUCAAAUCUAUGGAUUGAUUUAUAAAUUUUUUCGUGUUAACAGAAGAAAUUCUUGUUAUUUGGAAGACAUUGAUUCAGAACUUCCUCAGUCGAUUCCCACUGGAGAGAUACUGAUUCUUGAAUCUAAUGGUAAAUUCAUCGUGCUUGGUAAAACUGGAGACGAGAAGAAGUGGUUUGGUCUUUUUCCAGUUGAACGUCCGAGUUGGUUCAAUUAUUAUGAAGAUCAUGAACACUCUUUUAAGGCCACUGUUUUGGACGAUGUUGUUUAUAUAUUGACAAGGCAUCUCGAAUUUAUCCAAUUUAAUCACGAAACUAAAAACUUCAAUAAGAGUGAACCGUUCAAAGCCGAAAAAUGGAAUUUCAAUGGUUUAAUCUUAACUUCUCAUCAAAACAACGACGAUAAAGUUAUUUUGGUCAAUAAAUUGUCAGCAAAAGUGUAUGUUUUCAACAUUAAGGAACAAAAAUGGUUACAGAAAUAUCGUAUCAUGAAUGUCAGCUCAAAGAGUUACAAUGAAAUAAUGUGCCAUAAAUUAAUCAGCUUCACUUCAGCAAUUCUGCCGAUGAAAGUUAUCAAACCUUUGUAUAAAAGAAAAUAUUUUGACUUCUGAACUUUAUAUGUUUCAUCAAGUUCAU